GUGACUUGUGAAGUGUGUUCCUAUCUGCAUCACCUUCCUUCGCCUUGCAACCCUUUGGCUAGUUCAUUCAUACGAAUGGAUUAUUCUAAUUUGCGUCGCCAAGCUGCAUCCAUGAAAAAGACUCUCUUUGAUCAGGGGUACCUAGAUGAGCAAUUUUGCCAGGUGGAAGACUUGCAGGAUGAAGCUAGUCCUAAUUUCGCGGAAGAGGUUGUCACUUUGUUUUUCAAGGACUCGGCCAGGCUAAUAUCAAAUGCUGAACAGGCUCUGGAAAAAUACCCCAAAGAUUUCAAUAGAUGGGAUGCAUACAUGCAGCAGCUAAAAGGCAGCUGUUCCAGCAUUGGUGCUUCAAGGAUGAAGAGUGAGUGCGUGUCAUUCCGGGAUUACUGCGGACAGGGAAAUGUUGAAGGUUGUAUGAGAUCGUUCCAGAAAGUGAAGAGGGAGCACGGUGCCCUGAGGCAGAAACUAGAGGCCUAUUUCCAGCUGCUACGACAAGCUGGUCCUGCUGGAGCUGCCACCAGGCCUGGAUGUAAGAACUAGGAGUUGCAGGAAAACGGAGUAUGACCCAAGAAGAUACCUCACUACAACUGACUGGCCCAGUGGCCCUGCUGCGCAGCAAUUAGGGGUCAGCAUACGAAGCGAAACAAGAGAUGAUAUGCAUGGAUAUGCACAAAACUGUAAUAAGAGAUUGUUUUUUCAAGAACAAAAAAAAAAUCAGAGGAGAGGAAGGGAUGGGAACCUUGUGUAGUGAGUUUACAAGCUUUACUGAAAGAUGGUAUUAUUGUCUC
Messenger RNA from Zea mays, 785 nucleotides. RefSeq lists its product as uncharacterized. Gene Ontology annotation, cellular component: nucleus; cytoplasm. NCBI's taxonomy places the organism in Eukaryota, Viridiplantae, Streptophyta, Magnoliopsida, Poales, Poaceae. The record is from RefSeq and is marked provisional. The transcript has 6 exons. Gene Ontology annotation, molecular function: protein histidine kinase binding; histidine phosphotransfer kinase activity. Gene Ontology annotation, biological process: phosphorylation; phosphorelay signal transduction system; cytokinin-activated signaling pathway. Bases 76 to 537 code for a protein of 153 amino acids.